Molecule: messenger RNA, 1059 nt
Organism: Artibeus jamaicensis (Jamaican fruit-eating bat)
Lineage: Eukaryota; Metazoa; Chordata; Mammalia; Chiroptera; Phyllostomidae
Gene: MAL2
Product: mal, T cell differentiation protein 2
Exons: 5
Coding region: 130-660 (176 amino acids)
Biological process (GO): myelination
Cellular component (GO): membrane
Molecular function (GO): structural constituent of myelin sheath
Source: RefSeq, a predicted model, not a curated record
GUCACGCCCCCUCCCGCGCGGCGCGCCGAACGCCGGGACCCGAGCUCCCCGGCGCGGCUGGAGCCCGGGAGGUGGAGGCGGGCGGACGGAGGUGGCGGCGCGCGGAGACGCAGCAGCGGCAGCGGCAGCAUGUCGGUCGGCGGAGCGCCUGUCGUGCCGCCCCCGAACCCCGCCGUGUCCUUCCCGGCGCCUCGGGUCACCCUGCCAGCCGGUCCCGACAUCCUGCGGACCUAUUCGGGCGCCUUCGUCUGCCUGGAGAUUCUGUUCGGGGGACUCGUCUGGAUUUUGGUUGCCUCCUCCAACGUUCCUCUACCUCUGCUCCAAGGAUGGGUCAUGUUCGUGUCUGUGACAGCUUUUACCCUUUCCCUCCUCUUCCUGGGGGUGUUCCUCUCUGGCAUGGUGACUCAGAUCGAUGCCAACUGGAACUUCUUGGAUUUUGCGUACCAUUUCACAGUGUUCGUAUUCUACUUCGGAGCCUUUCUGCUGGAAGCAGCAGCCACAUCCCUGCAUGAUCUGCACUGCAACACAACCCUGGCGGUGCAGCCGCUCUUGAGCGACAACCAGUACAACAUAAAUGUUGCUGCUACGAUUUUUGCCUUUGUGACGACAGCUUGUUAUGGGUGCAGUUUGGGUCUGGCUUUACGAAGAUGGCGACCGUAACACUCCUUAAACACUAACUGUCCAUGGCCUUCCUCCAGUGGGUUCAGAGAACUCUCCCUUCGGCAAGGUCGUGAGAAAUCCAUUUCUGCAGAAGCUUCAACAUCCAUGAAGGGCUCUUCUCUGCAGCAUAGGAAUGUGGGAGCUGCUACCAUCAAACUGCUCCUUGAUUUCAAUCAAUUCUAUCUUUGUUGAUAUGAUUGUAAUUCAUUUUUAUUGUACUUUCUGCAAUUUGAAUCAAUUUGAGAUUGAAAAUUUUUUUAAGAGGGCCUUCCUUCUCAGAUGGUUUGAGAAGCAACUAUUGUAAAUACCUGUACAGUGAUCCUUCCAGGGUACCUCCAUGAUACUAAGCAUGCAAAAUAACAAUUAUCUAACAUGUAAUGGACUUGGUGGACUUGUCUU